CGGAAGCCGACCUCUCCUGCCCCGGAAGUGCAAGUCUGGAGGUCGUGCAGGUGUGGAUUCCGCCGGCGAGGCGGGUUUUUUCGAGAUGCCGGGGGCUGAGGCCAAGGGCUCGGAGUUGUCCGAGAGGAUCGAGAGUUUCGUAGAAGCACUGAAGCGGGGCGGCGGGCGGCACAGCUCCGAGGACAUGGCCCGGGAGACCCUGGGGCUGCUGCGCCGGAUCAUCACGGACCACCGCUGGAGCAAUGCAGGGGAGCUGAUGGAAUUGAUCCGCAGAGAAGGCCGGAGGAUGACGGCCGCUCAACCCUCAGAGACCACUGUGGGCAACAUGGUGCGGAGAGUGCUCAGGAUCAUCCGGGAGGAGUAUGGCAGACUCCACGGACGCAGCGACGAGAGCGAUCAGCAGGAGUCCCUGCACAAACUCUUGACAUCCGGGGGCUCGAGCGAGGAUUUCCGCUCCCAUUAUGCUCAACUCCAGUCCAACAUUAUUGAAGCAAUUAAUGAGCUGCUUGUGGAACUGGAAGGGACAACGGAGAACAUCGCAGCCCAGGCUCUGGAGCACAUCCACUCCAAUGAGGUGAUCAUGACCAUUGGCUUCUCCCGAACAGUGGAGGCCUUCCUCAAAGAGGCUGCCCGAAAGAGGAAAUUCCAUGUCAUCGUGGCAGAGUGUGCACCUUUCUGUCAGGGUCAUGAGAUGGCAGUCAAUUUGUCCAAAACAGGUAUUGAGACGACUGUCAUGACGGAUGCUGCCAUUUUUGCUGUUAUGUCAAGAGUCAACAAGGUGAUCAUUGGCACAAAGACCAUCCUGGCCAAUGGUGCCCUGAGAGCUGUGACAGGAACUCAUACUCUAGCACUGGCAGCAAAACACCAUUCCACCCCACUCAUCGUCUGUGCACCUAUGUUCAAGCUUUCCCCACAGACCCAGUGGAGGCUGGAAAAAGCCACAGAAGUCUUGAUCCAGGAAAAGCCAUUGAUAGUUACAACCUGUCAGCUUCAGGAAGUCAAAAUUGUAAGGUCAGGACAAUAUGCAGUUGGGGAAGGCCCUUUGUUUACAUUGCCACCACUCGCUGACACCAUUUCUGAAAAUGCCAAUUCCCCAAUGAAGAAGAUUCAUUUCACAAGUUUGUGGCUCCUGAAGAAGUCCUGCCUUUCACAGAAGGUCUUCAUUUUAUAAGGAAAAGUGAACAUGGAAGUAACAUCACUGCCAUUCUAGUCCAUGAAAUACCUCCCUAGGUCCUCAACUAACUCUACAACAUUUGGGUUUUUUAUUACUUGACCACAGGAGUAAAGAUUUUUCUGGUAUUUUACACCUUGGGGAACAGACUGCCUCAUAUGAGAAAAAUGGGUAGCAAAGAUUAAAAAGCACAUAUUGACUUUGGAAGAAUCCAUAACAAAUCAGUGAUACAGGUUGCCUCUGGGGAGAGAAACUAGGUUGGAUGAAGGGCAAGGGUAGAAAAGAGACCUUAUUUUAUUCCCUUUUGUACCUUUCAGACUUGAGCCUAUUGGAUUAUACUACCUAUUCAAAAACAAAUUAAAUUUUAAAAUAAAAACAAUAUAUUGGACCUUCUGAGCUGCUUGGUAGUCUCUGCCUGAUGGACUGUGAAGGUAAACCAAGAUCACAUGGGCAUGUGGAGGGGCGUAUCUUUGUGCUGAAAGUUGUAAUAAAGUAGCCUUAUCUUUAGGGUUGAUGAUAAGGAUACAGCAAAUAUGCCUUUGACCAUGUGUUAAGACCCACAUGUUUGAAUUAGUAAAGUGAACUACUACCUUCUUUCAGUUAUAAAAGAAGCCAUACCUGCAGGCUUCAGCUUCAUUUUUUCUUUACAGUUUUUUUUUUUCAGCUUCAUUUUUUAAAACGUACAAUUCAUCUUUUUUCACAACAGUCACAGUUAGAAAAACUCUUUCAGGUACAUUAACUCUGCUGGGGCGUCUCGAAUCUUUCCUAGUCCUCAGCAGAUCCUUACCAAUGGUCAGCUGCUCCAGUCGGAUGCGCUCAUGGGCAGCAUGCUGGUCCACCAAGACUAGCAGGUUUCCACCUAGAAGACCAGCAAGCACCACCGGCUUUCAAAUUCUCAGGUCAAGAUUAAAAUAAUCAUGUUGCGUUGAGGGAGAAAAAGCUUAAUUCAAACUAUUUAACAACAUGAGCAUAAGAGAAGCAUACAAACUGAGCAAUAACAACUGUAUCUUUUAUUUCCUACAAAGUUAAAGUUAUGGGAAAAACGAAAACAAAUGUAUCCCUGAUGAAAAACUCUUUAGUUCAUUAGUAUUUCAUUUCUAAAACAUGGUGAAAGCCCUACAUUCUUAAUGUUUAAAUACUGAUUUUGCUUUAUUAAUUCAAAUUUGAUACAAUGAAGGAUCAUUAAACCACACAUUUUAUAGUCAGCUGACCUUGAUUCGCAAGCUGCCCCAGAACCCAUGAAGCAUUCUACUACACUUCAGAUCACAGGUCAGCAAGAUUUUUCUGUGAAAUGCCACACAGUAAAUAUUUUAGGCUUUUGGGACACAUGGUUUCUGUCACAACUACUCAAAUAUUCAUUCUGAACCAAAGCUGCCAUAGACACGUGAAUAUUGUAGCUGUGUUCCAAUAAACUUUUUACAGACACUGAAAUAUUAAUUUCAUAUAAUUUUAAUGUGUCGAAAAACAUAACUCUUCCUUUGCUCUUUUUUUACUAUUUAAAAGUGUAGUAUACCUGAAACUAAUGUAACACGGUAAAUUAACUACAGGUCAAUUAAAAAAAAAAAGUAAAAACCAUUCUUAUCUCCCUGGCUGUACAAAAACAGGUUAUGGCUGGAUCCGGCCCCCGGGCCACAGUUUGCCUAGCUUUAGACUCAGGCUUUGCAAACUUUGAACAGCAGACAAAUCACCUGGGGAUCUUAUUAAGAUGCAGAUUCUGAUUCAGUAGGUUAGGGGUAGGACACAAGAUUGUGCAAGUCUAACAAACUCCCAGGUGAUGUUAUUUACAGACCUUGAUUUUGAGUAGCAAGGCUUUACACUCUCAGGUACAAGAGAGAAGCAGAAUGUCCUGACCCCAAAGCCAAACCUACAGGGAAAUAAAUCCCUUUCUCACUGACAGGAGGACUGAUUCUCUAUUACAUUAGUACAUCUUUUUAGCUUGUAAUUUUAUUACUUUUGGCCAAAGGGUUGAGGUUUAUUGUUACUGAUUAUAUUGAAAUAA
Lagenorhynchus albirostris (white-beaked dolphin) is the source of this 3170-nucleotide messenger RNA. RefSeq names its product eukaryotic translation initiation factor 2B subunit beta (gene EIF2B2). The transcript is spliced from 9 exons. Lineage: Eukaryota; Metazoa; Chordata; Mammalia; Artiodactyla; Delphinidae. Bases 86 to 1171 code for a protein of 361 amino acids. The record is from RefSeq and is a predicted model, not a curated record. Gene Ontology annotation, biological process: translational initiation. Gene Ontology annotation, molecular function: guanyl-nucleotide exchange factor activity; translation initiation factor activity. Gene Ontology annotation, cellular component: eukaryotic translation initiation factor 2B complex.